GCCACUGUGAUGAUUUUCCAUGUGUUUGAAGGUGAACGUUGAAUGUAAGAAACGUCCUGGGAGACCUCCACCAACACCAGAAACGAUAUGGGUUACAACAACGUCAUAUCUUCAGUCAACCGUGUGAACCCGUGAGCUUCAAGUCUUUUCCCAAUUUAUCAAAUCACAACCUCGAAAGCCUCGAACCUGCGUCGUUGCAAAAGCGGCAGCCCCACACACUCCCGCGGCGAACCCUCCAACCACAAAAAAGUUCCCGCACCGACCUCACGCAAGCAAUGUCGCUCUACUACGAGACGGCGACGAUUCUUGAGAACCCCGACAAGGUCGGUGGGUCUUUCAAGGCGCGGAUAUUCAAGAAGAAAGACUUGAAGAGCAAGCCCGGUCAGAUAUACGCGCUGGUUGCUGAGGCUUCGAAGUGGAGCAUAGUCCUGAAAGAUGUCAUUGAGACAUGCGCAGUGCUGAAGGAGGAGAGGAAGCUGACGCCCAUCCUCGCGCUCCUCCUCACACACGAUCUCCUGCUCUCUAAAUCAGGCGUCGCAGCCCACAAAGACCACGUCCUGCGCCUUGCAAUCGAACGCCACAAAGCGCGUCUGAGCGCCGAACUCACAAAGUCACGCAUACGCCACAAGUUCCCCACGCUCGACGCCUUCCGUCUCGCCAUCAACGCGGGCGAUCUCGAGGCCGAGGAUGACGAGGGAGAGAAGAUACGGCAUCCACGAUGGGUGCGCGUGAACACUAUCAAGUCGACGCUUUCGGCGCAACUGACCAGCACAUUCGCGAGCUUCCACCAGGUCAACAGCAUCGGCGACAUACUGACCGCGAAGGGGAGCAAGAAGAUUUAUUUCCUCGAUCCCAACAUUCCCAACCUGCUCGCCCUUCCGCCGCGCAUCGACUUCGCUAAAACCCCAGCGUACACGAAAGGCGAGAUCAUCUUCCAGGACAAGGCGUCCUGUUUCCCCGCGUACCUGCUCGACCUGCAAGAGACUGACGGCGAUGUAAUUGACGGCUGCGCGGCGCCGGGGAACAAGACGACGCACGCUGCUGCCAUCGUUUCGUCUCAGAGCGCCGGUGGGGAGAGGAAGGUCAUUGCGUUUGAGCGGGACAAAGGGCGCACGGAGAUCUUGAAGAAGAUGGUGAAGCUCGCAGGCGCAGAUUGCGUAAUGGUGAAGGGCGCCAGCGAUUUCAUUGCCGCGAAACCGAACUCACCAGACUACGAGAACGUGGGUGCGAUUCUGCUGGAUCCCUCGUGCUCAGGGACCGGCAUUGUGGGCCGCGACGAUGCGAUCAAGCUCCACCUCCCCUCCGCUACCGCAGAGACGGUGAAACAGAGCGGGAGCGGCAAGAACAAGAAGCGCAAGCGCAACGAAUCUUCCAAACCCACACCGGACGAGGAGAAGCAGCAAGUCACACUCGACCUCGACGACACGGCCCCCGAAGAAAUACCUCUCGAUGCCGCAGACAAACUCCAGGACCGCCUCACAGCACUAAGCACCUUUCAACUGCACAUCCUCACCCACGCCAUGCGCUUCCCCUCCGCCCGCAAGAUAACGUACUCGACGUGCUCCAUCCACUUCGAAGAGAACGAGGGCGUAGUUUUCCAGGCGCUUGCGACUUCUGUCGCCAAGGAAAGGGGGUGGAGAGUCUUGAGACGGGAAGAGCAGGUUGACGGACUGAGGAAGUGGGAUCGGAGAGGGCAGUGGGAAGAGGGGAAGUUGAAUGGCUCCAUCGUUGAGGAAAGAAGCAAGCAGGAUGCCCUCGAUGGAUGUAUACGCUGUGACAAAGGCACGGAGCAGGGCACCAUGGGGUUCUUCGUUGCUGCUUUCGUGCGGGAGGGUGAGGAUGGCGAGGCCGAGGAAGAUAAUAUGGAUGCAGAGGAGGUGAGGAAGCCAGCUGCGCCGACGGUUGAGCAGGAUGGCGAUGACGAGGAGGAGUGGGAUGGGUUCAGUGACGAUGAGGGUGCUGCGGAACUCAAGGCGAAGGCCGAGGAGGUGGCGAUGGAGAAAGAGAAGGAAGCAGCAGCGAACAAGAGGCAGAACAAAAAGAGGAAGACGGCAAAGCAAUAGAAGCGUGAGAGGCACAGCGAUGCAUGAUCUCUUCAGAUUCAAACCUACUUCCUACGCACUUGCACAUUUCAGGCUGAGGCAAGGCAGGAACGCUUACCUUCAAUCCGCCAGUGGUGCUCUAUCAACACACCAACCCACCGUCGUGCAACAUUUCGCACUCGACCACCCACCCGCCGAACACCACAGCUCUAAAAAAUGACACAACUCCGUCAUUCCGCAUAUCGAAGACGCGCCACGAGACCGUUCCACGGAACCCACAGUCGUCGAGCCUUGGUCUCAUAGCGGCUGAGAUGCAGUACGCUUAAGCUUUGAUGAGCGAACUAACCAAGUGGCACAUAUUUGGCAUACACUCGCGCACCCCUCUUCAGUAAUAGCAUACCGGGGACCUCAGGACAGAGUCAGCACCGUGUCUGGUCAUAUCGAAG
Messenger RNA from Didymella exigua CBS 183.55, 2488 nucleotides. RefSeq names its product S-adenosyl-L-methionine-dependent methyltransferase. The transcript is spliced from 2 exons. Gene Ontology annotation, cellular component: nucleolus. Gene Ontology annotation, molecular function: methyltransferase activity. The coding region runs from base 276 to 2063 and encodes 595 amino acids. The record is from RefSeq and is a predicted model, not a curated record. Gene Ontology annotation, biological process: rRNA base methylation. Lineage: Eukaryota; Fungi; Ascomycota; Dothideomycetes; Pleosporales; Didymellaceae.